Molecule: messenger RNA, 1050 nt
Organism: Glarea lozoyensis ATCC 20868
Lineage: Eukaryota; Fungi; Ascomycota; Leotiomycetes; Helotiales; Helotiaceae
Exons: 4
Coding region: 1-1050 (349 amino acids)
Biological process (GO): protein import into peroxisome matrix, docking
Cellular component (GO): peroxisomal importomer complex; peroxisomal membrane
Molecular function (GO): signaling receptor binding
Source: RefSeq, a predicted model, not a curated record
AUGGCCAUCCGAGAAGAUAUCGUAGCGUCAGCUGUGACAUUUCUUCAAGAUCCAAGUGUCGCCGGGUCUCCAAUAGAGAAUCGAGUAGCAUUUCUACAGUCCAAGAACUUGACUCAAGAGGAAGUUGAUCUUGCUCUUGCCAGAGCAAAUGGAGAGUCCGCUCCUCCAAGCCACUCGAAUCAUGCAUCUCAUCAAAUAACUCGACAGCCUCCACAAAAUUAUGGAGGAUAUCAACAAUAUCAAUGGCAGCAGCUACCUCCACCAGAUGUUCCGAAACGAGACUGGAGAGACUGGUUCAUUAUGGCCACAGUAAUGGGCGGGGUUGGCUACGGGUUAUAUUUUGUCGCAAAGCGAUACGUAUACCCGAUUAUUGCGCCACCCACCGCACCCCAGCUAGAGCAAGACAAGCAAGCUAUCGACGAUCAAUUUGAAAAAGCGUUCUCAUUGCUCGAACAGCUCUCUAAAGACACAGAUGCGCUGAAAACCUCGGAGCAAGCCCGUACAGAGAGAUUAGACACUGCAUUGUCAGAUGUGGAGGGGACAAUCGAGGAACUUAAAACUGCUAGCAGGAGACGGGAAGAAGAGGCUCGACGGAUGAGCGAUGAGGUUCGGGGUCUUAAGGAUCUCGUACCCAAGGCGAUGGAAGGACAGAAGGAAACCACCGACACAAGGCUUAGAGAGCUGAAUACCGAACUCAAGAGUCUCAAGACUCUAAUGAGUCAGAGGCUAAACCCACAAGCUACAUCAAGUUCCGCUUCAUAUAGUCGUCCGUCAUCAGCACAAAACUCAACAGCCACCACUACUAGCACGCCAAACUCAGCUUCGACGACAGAUACCGCGAUACCCAAACCGGCAACAGUAAGCAAUGGAACAGGCGCAGACGCUGGGACUUCAGGUGGGAGGAGUGCCAGUUCCUACGGUACUGGCUUACCAGCCGGGAAAGCUGCAAUUCCAGCAUGGCAACUCGCUGCUUCGAACAAGAGUGCCACAUCUGGUAGUAGUGCAGCAGGGUCCAACAAUGGAUCACAGGAGACAUCUGGAGCGGCAUAA